Lutzomyia longipalpis is the source of this 4814-nucleotide messenger RNA. RefSeq names its product sodium-dependent nutrient amino acid transporter 1-like. The record is from RefSeq and is a predicted model, not a curated record. The transcript is spliced from 10 exons. Bases 2784 to 4661 code for a protein of 625 amino acids. Gene Ontology annotation, cellular component: membrane. Gene Ontology annotation, molecular function: L-amino acid transmembrane transporter activity. Gene Ontology annotation, biological process: sodium ion transmembrane transport. NCBI's taxonomy places the organism in Eukaryota, Metazoa, Arthropoda, Insecta, Diptera, Psychodidae.
ACGAAAUAAAGAGACUUUAGAACUAUUCUUAUGUUGCCACAUGUUCUGUAUUAUUAUAGAAAAUAUUUUCAAGUUCAAAAUCAUAUUUUAUUUAUUUUACCGACAAGUUAUUCUAAAAAAAAAUGGUGCAAAAGGGAUGGCGCAAUUGAUAAAUUGUAUGGUAAAUAUUGUGAAAAAAAAGUGAGUCACAUUGAAAGAGGUGAAACAGGAAGGAACAAUGCGCGGUUUCUCCUCUCACAGUUUGCGGGAAUAUUUCAAAGUCAUUAUCAUCUUCAAGGAGGUCAAGCAUGGGAAGAGCGUGUGGUACGCAUUAGGUACAAAAUAAUAAUGCACGAUACAAUCGUAUUUUGCAACACUAUACUUUCCGUCACAUUAAUUGAUAAUUAUGUUACCGAUAAAUGUGACUCCUAUGCGUGCGCUAACACUACCUACCAGGUGAUACUACACUGUUUUGCCCUUUUUUAGCAAAACUUCUUCUCUAAUUGGAUUUUUCAUUGGUCAGAAAGGUUGUGUAUACGGAAACUUAAUAAGAAAUAAAAAUAUCUUUAGUUUAAAUGAAUUUUAGAACUUGUGAAAAGUGUCUAUAUUCUUUCUAUUUUUCAUGUUAAAAUCAUUAGAUUAAAAUCCUUUAGAAAGUCAUGAAUUCAUAGAAUUUUUCCAGCUUAUCCCAGUGGAAAAUAUGAAAAGUCUUUUUGGCUUUUUUUAUUAUUAUUAUUAUUCUGAGACGAUUUCCCCAUGAAGAGUGGGUAAACCUCUUUAAGAUUAGUUAAUCUACAAUGCAAUUAUAUUUUUUCUUAAAUUACUAAAAUACUUGAAAAGCAAAGAAAAGAGCCAAUUGCCAAAAAAAAACCAGAUUCUCAUGAAAAAUGUCUUUCGGCUAAUAUCUUAAUUCUCAUUUGACCUGCAAAUCCCUUUUUUAUACCAAUCUUAAAAUUUUAUUUGAGCACAGUGGAAGGGAGUGGCGUACUUGUUUUAUAUUUUAGAUGGACUUAGGUAGAGGAAGAUAGAGGCUUUUGAACGCAAAAUGAGGUCCCAAAGAUAAAGUUAUGAAUCACAGCGUAUAGCAUAUAAAAGAAGACCUACCAAUACGUCUCAUCGGUUAAACAAUACUUUGCACUGAUUGGGAAUUUUUCAAGUGCUCAAAUUGUGCAAAUUAAUUCAUAAAGCAUAUUCGUUCAGUGAAUUUGGAAAUUACCCGGAAAAUAAAAUAAUACAUAAUGCGUGCGGGGAAUCCCUUUUGUUAGGAGAACUUUUAGUUUUAUUAUUCGAAGAACUUUUAAGAUUAGUUUUGUGGUAAUUUCUCGUCAAAGAAAUAAAUUUUUUUAGGUUGUGGGAAAAUGUGAAUUUUCCUUUGAAUUUUCUUCAGUUACUUUGCGCAUGAGUGAAGCUAAAGUGAUCUUGAUACCAUCACUAAUUCUUAUUUAAUUUCCUUCCCACUAUUGGACUUUUCUUUUGCCACCCCCACCAUCCGAAAGGGGAAGAAACGUUUAAGAAAAAAAAAAGAAAUCUUAGAGAAAGCUCCCAAGAAGCUUCGAAGAAAAUCUGCUUCCCAUUCAAAGUGUUCUCGUCUCUCGAGCAACAGGUGCAAGCUGGUCAAGUUCCAAAGAAUUUUAUCAGAAAACAAUAAAAUUUUUUCAUGUGCAAAGUUCGUGUUUAGAAGAUUGAAAUUGAAAAAAGAAAAAAAUAUGUUUUAAGGUGAUUUUAAAGGGGAGGUGGAGCAUUAUUUCUCAAUCAUGUGUUCUUGUCAACAUUGCAAUUAACAAAUAUUUUACGGUUAAUGAGACAACCAAGAACAAUUUUUAUCAAACAGACGUGUAAAAUUGCUUUAUUGUCAGCAUUGAAGUAAUAUAAUUUUAUUAUUAUUUGUAUACAAACAAUUUUUAUAUACCUCACUCCUCUCUUGGCUAAAAUUUUUUUUCUUUACCUCCACACUCGGGCUUUUUUUCUCUCUUUGCCUUUUUCUGACACACUGUGGAAUUGAGUGGCGAUUAAUUUUGCGCUUUCUGGUAUAUUCUCUCUGACUGUCGGGUCUGGGAAGACUUUAGUUCCAUUUAAACUGUCGUCCAGAACAGUUGGAAAUAAUACUUUACUACUUUUUCGGAAGAUCGAUCUACUACUGAAAGACGGUGCGCUCGUGUGAGGCUCAAGACGAGGGGCUUUGCCUGAUUUUUCUCAACGAGAAAUAAUCAAAUUUUAAAAAUUAUUUUGAAAGAAAUUCUUUAAAAAAAAUUAACGUGCUACAGUUCUUUUGAAAAAAAGUGAAUUUAUGUGCUGAAAAGAUAAUUAUUUAAAAAAAAAAUAGAAAAACGCCAUAAAUAAAUAACUAUACAGAACACAAACGAUAAACCACCGACAAUUUAAAGUAAUUUUCUGUUUUUUAUUAUUAAUCAAUUUUUAAUUAUAUAACUUAGACAAGAAAUAAAAAAAGUUCAAUUCAGUGAGUGACUACAUAUUUUAUUUUUGCAAUUAAAUAAUUACACAUAGAACCGAUAAAACAGAUAAAAUUUAGUUGAAAAGUAUUAAUUAAACAACAAAAAAAAACCACUGAAUUGUAAUAAUUUUGUGUGGAAAACUAAAGUGAAAAUCGUGUACAAGGUGACAAAUGUGGUUUUUCUAUGGAAACAUUCUGUACGAGAGGAGCUUUUAAUUGCAAGUUUACCUCCAAUUUGAGCUUUUAGAAGUUUUAAAGACUUCAUUUUCCUGUGUGAAUUGUGAUAUAUAUUAAUCAAGAGUAUUAAAUCGACUUGUGGUGCGGAUUAAGCUACCAAAAGAAGAAAAAAACAAUGAAGAAAACCUACGGAGUAUCCAAUGGAGGUUUUGUUGCCUCAACAGACGACCUCAAAGCAAAACAGAAUGGUAUUGAAAUCACAGAGGUACGAGAUCCGGGAGAAAGUGAAGCACAGGAAGGUGCAGAAAAUCGUGCAACAUGGGGUAACAGCAUAGAAUUCCUCAUGUCCUGCAUUUCAAUGUCCGUUGGACUUGGGAAUAUUUGGCGAUUUCCCUUUAUAGCUUAUGAGAAUGGUGGUGGAGCUUUCCUCAUUCCUUACAUCAUUGUCCUUAUUAUCGUUGGUAAACCCAUGUACUACAUGGAAAUGAUCCUCGGGCAAUUUACAAGUCGGAGCUCCGUUAAAAUAUGGGCUGUGUCACCAAUUUUUAAAGGAAUCGGAAUUGGACAAAUGGUUGGAACGUGCUCUGUGAUCUCAUACUACUGCUCAAUGAUUGGACUAACACUGAACUAUCUCUUUUCAUCAUUCCAAUCUGAACUUCCGUGGUCACGAUGCCGCGAAGAAUGGGGAGAGAAUUGCGUGGACUCCAAACCAAAUCCCAAUCAGACCAACAUCGAAAAUGGUGUUAGCAGUUCCGAAUUUUAUUUCAUGAAAGAAGUUCUUAAAGCAAAAGAGCAAAUUGAUGAUGGAAUAGGUGUUCCUGAUUGGAAAAUGACGUUGUGGCUCCUUUUGGCAUGGGUUUUGGUCUUUAUCAUCAUUUCGCGGGGUGUUAAGAGUUCCGGAAAAGCUGCCUACUUCCUCGCCAUUUUCCCCUAUGUCGUGAUGAUCAUCCUCCUCAUACGUGCGUGCACACUUGAGGGUGCCGGCGAGGGGAUACUCUUCUUCAUUAAACCACAAUUCUCCGAAUUACUCAAUCCAAAGGUCUGGAAGGAGGCUGUCGUGCAGUGUUUCUUUUCUUUAGCCACCGGAAUGGGUCCAAUUAUAAUGUUUGCAUCUUAUAAUAAUUUUCAUCAUAACGUUUAUAGGGAUGCAAUGAUCGUGACGACAUUGGACACGUUCACGAGCCUCCUUGGGGGCAUCACCAUGUUUGCCAUCCUCGGGAAUUUGGCCCACAAUCUCAACGUUGACAUCACACAAGUCGUGAAGGUUGGCUCUGGAUUGGCAUUCAUCUCCUACCCUGAUGCUAUCUCGAAAUUCGACUGGGUACCUCAGCUCUUCUCAGUGUUGUUCUUCUUCAUGCUCUUUGUGCUCGGCAUGGGAUCUGUUGUGGCCCUCGUGAGUGCUGUUGUGACCGUAUUGAGGGAUCAAUUCCCCAAAGUAGUCUACUGGCAGAUGGCACUAAUUGUAUGCUCAGCCAUGUUCCUCGCUGGACUUAUUUACACAACUCCGGGUGGUCAAUGGAUGCUGGAUCUCGUAGAUCACUACGGAGGAACUUUUCUCAUCUUUGCCCUGGCUGUUGUGGAAUUGGUGGCAAUCUUCUGGGUCUAUGGCCUUGCAGACUUCAUACUGGACACGCAAUUCAUGUGCAAACGCUACUUGGGCAUCUACUGGCGCUACUGCUGGAGCUUCGUGACACCCGUCUUCAUGAUGGCCAUCUUUGUCUACUACAUGGCCACACUGAAGCCCCUCACAUUCGGCGACAGUCAUUACCCCGAAGCAGCUCAUGUGGCUGGAUGGAUUCUCUUUGGCAUUGGCCUCCUGCAGCUACCACUAUGGGCCAGCUAUGCCAUUGGAUGUCGCGGCUCCUUCAUGGACAAUGUGCGAAAGAGUGCACGACCCACCGAAGAAUGGGGUCCCAAAAAUCCCAAAUCCUACCUCGAGUGGAAGCAGUUCAAGGCAGACAUUAAGGCACGCAAUGAUCUCUACAAUGCUGAACGUAACUACCCCAAAUGGAAAAUAGCUCUUCGCAAUUUCUUUGGUAUCUAUGUGAACUGAAAGAAUUUAGGGGGACGCGGGCAGGAAGCAACCCAGCGAAAUGCAGUGUUUUAAGUAUUGUAUAAUAGCUCCUAAGUCAUAAUUAAAUCAUACAUAUUGUAUAGAGAAGAGUAUAUUAACAAUUAAAUCUACUGAGAGAAUAAAUUAAAUAAA